UUUAGUUUUCGCAGCACAUUUCCGGAAGCAAAAUUCUCACUUUCACUCGUUGAAACGCAAAACAAACAAUUUGAAGUGAACAAAAGAUAGCCAUGCUUGAUGUCACAUGAGGAUUAAGAACUCCUGGUUUUAUACAUUGACAACGUAACAAUAUUGAAAUGAAUUUUCACCCAAAUGCGAUGGCAGCCCACCAAAUGGCUGGUGCGGGAAGAAAUUAUGCCUACAUAAGACAACCAAUAGUCGGAGGUCAUGCAGGUCUCUCUCAUAUUCCUCUCAAUCUCAUGCAGACAAUGCAACCAAGUCAGGCAGUCUUGUCUGGAAACCCGAUGAUGCUUCAGCACCCGAACAUUGCUCAACAUGGCCAGGUCUUGUUAAGGCAGGGUCAGCCAUUGCUUCUGAGACAGCCUGGGACAAAUCUGUUGCAACAACAGGCUCAGGGAUUUGUACAUAAUGGACUCACUGAAGUACCUGUCAGUGGAAUGCUUAGUUCAAGAUAUAACUUGAAUUUGCAAGGACAGAAUAGUAUGAAAGUCAAUGCUCUUCUUGGACAAAGAGUUAAUAUGAAUCAUCAAGGACAAGCGCAGUUACUGAAUGCUAGGGUGAAUUUGAAUUCACCUCAGCAGGCUGGUAAUGGAGCAAUGGUGAGAAAUCUAAUGGGAAACAAUAUUCAAAUCCAGAGGCCGGCUUAUGUCCUUCAAAAUGGCCAAAAUAUGUUUACUUCAACAGUUAGCAGUUCUCCUUUACAGACUCAUACAAUAGUCACAAGUUCCAAUUAUUCUCAGUUAACCACUUCAUCAUCGACAGAGGUAAGACAACCAUCUGAAUCUAGCCAGAGUCCCCAGGAAGCAAGUGCCUCCCCUAAACCUACCCUGACCCCAGAGAAUAGUGGAUCUGUCCAUGAAACAUCAACCAGUUCUCCUCCUUGUUCUGAGUUGACUACAGAAAGUCCUAGCAAUACCCCACAGAGUAGUGAAACUACUAUGGUGUCUGUUGCAGAAUCAUGUCCAAGCACCCAGGGAUCAAAACUUGUCAUUCCAACAGAAACCCGAGUCCUGCAUAGAGAAAAACCAUAUGAUAGAAUAAUACGCCCCAAUUAUAUAGCACUUACUGACCCAAAGAACCAUACAAGCAAUAAAAAGGAUUCAAAAGAUCUUUUGAUUGAAAGUUUACAAAAAGAACUACAAAGGCUACAGAAAGAAAAUUCAGAACUGAAAGUGGAAAACAUGAAAUUAAAAGGAGACCAGUCUGAGAAAGAAAGUCUUGGUUCAACAUCGUCAGAACCUACUCUAGUCAGUGUAGAUUCAGCACUUGAACAGCAGAGUGGAACUGUAAGGAUGGAUCAGGAAAUCUCGAAAGUGGCCGAGGAAGAGGAGAUCGAUGAGGAUGCUUUGUUAAAUAUGGACAGUCAGACAGACAAUGUCACAUUGGGUGCUAGUACUGGAAAUCCAGAAGUUACCCUAGAGGGUCAGAGCUCAGAUGGGAAACCUCAAUCUGAUUCGGAAAAUAGUGUCCAGGACACAACGAACAUUGUUUCCAUGGCAACCAAUUCUCAAAGCUCGUUGAAGGCAGAAACUGAUCUAGCUGCUGACAAUAAAAACUUACACAGAGCUAGUGACAUUGAAGCACAGUAAAUUCUGAGAUUGCAAUAUAUUUUUAAAAGAUAGACGUUGCCAUGGAUAUUAUGUGAUUAGUUUUUAAAACAACUUUAUAUGUACAUGUAUUUUAAAGUGUUUGAAUUCUGCAUGUGCUACAUUGUAUAUGAUAUUUGUGAUUUUCAAUGUUUGUUUCUUACGAGUUUUUUUAUAUCAAGAAAAUAAGCACAUUUUAAGCACACAUAUUUUUAUACUUAGAUCCAGAGUCAAUCCCAAAAUCCCCCGAAGAUCUGUUUGUCUGAUUGAAGCUGGCCACUUUAUGGGUAGCAAGCUUAGGGUGAUGAUUUCUUUAUUAGUUUCCUAGAAACUUGAAUUGUAGAACAUUGUUGUGAUGAUUUAUGGAAAACAGAAAUAGCUAAUCUGGUAUAUAGAUUUAGUCAGAAUCCUUAAUCUGUAAAAUACAAUAGCUUUUAUUUGUUUGUUUGUUUGUUUUUUUUUGUUCUUUCGUGCUGUUACUGGAUUUUGGCAUGAUGUACAUGUGUCUUUUUAAAAAUGCAGGGUCAUUUUCUUUUUAAUUCUAAGAAUCCUAGCAAUAUCUACUUAAUAGAUGACAUGUAUUAUGGAGUGAUAUUAAUUGUUAUAAUGUAUGCAUGUAUCUCCACAUAUAGAUCAUUUGAAAAAGAUGUCAAUCUGAGCAUUUAGUAAAUAUCUCAUGUAUCUUUCCUUUUAUUUAAGAAAGGAAAUCUUCCUAUUAAGCUUUUCUGUUUUUUUGACAUUUAGAUUUUUUUUGUUAUUGUUUUAUUUUUGGAAGGGAUGGGGGGGGGGGUUACCACUUAAUUUUUAUAUAGUUUAACUAUUGCUUCGGUAUCAAAGUGCACAUAUUUACGAAAAAGUUGUCGUUAAUAUUUUGAAUAUCUAAACAAAAUGAAGAAAAAUAAACUUAAUCAUGUCAAUAUAGGCAUACAAAGUACUAUUUAGGCAUAUCAAACACUGUUCUUUAAUUUUUAAUCAUAAAUUUUGUAUUAAUUUGAAGAAGACAAUCUACAUGAUGUCAAUACUUAUUAGAUUUGAUUUAAAUCACUUCAAUUUAAAUAAAAUGUCUUUUUAUAUUCGAAUUACAAGCUAUAAAGGAGCAAUUAGUGUUGAAAUUGUGGAGGGAUGGUUAAUUUUAUACCUUUAACUUUUAAAUGAGAGGGAAUAUGGGAUGUUUUACUUUUAAUACUGCAUAAGCCUAAAAAAUGAGUUGAUUAACAAUCAAAUGAUUGUAUUCAUUUGUUUUACACUGCACAUGAAACUAUUAAGGUUAGGUUUGUGUGAUAAUAUUUGUUUGAAAUGUGAACACAGUAUAUUAGUGUUGAUUUUCAUAAUUUAAAACAAGAGUGGCAUGUGUUUGAAAUAUGCUUAUAACUUCUUUUUCAAGUCUAUAAUAUGAAAUAGUCUCUACAUGAAUUCAUGUAGGAUUGUAGGGCAGUGGAUGUUGGAUAUGCAUGUACUUUCGUUAAUGAUCAGUUUUAGAAUUUAGACUAUUAUCUCUAUGUAUUUUGUGACAUCUUUGUUUGUUACUCCAUUGUUUAGGCUUUAUCUGUUUUGGUACCUUUGUUUUGUAUUUUUAAAUUAGUUAUGAUAUGACAAUGAUUUGAAUAUCCAGGUUGUCCGUUCCUCUGAUUUUCAAAAAUUAUGCCCUGAUACAGUAAAACAUGCUUAUAGCGAACACGCUUAUAAUGAAUUUAUGCUUAAAGUGAAGUGAUAUUCAUUCUCUGUGUGUUUUAAACAUAUUGCUAAGCUAAUGUAUAUAACAAAUUUUGUUUAUAGCGAAGUCAAAUUGCCUGUCCUUGGCAGUUUGCUAUAAGCAUGUUUUACUGUAGAUGUUGAGACAAAUCAGUUCUACUGCACUGCAGACAGGCACCCAGAUGCCAGUUGGAAUCCUAAUCAAGCUGUAUGGAAAGGUACAGUAAUGCAUAUCUUUAUCUAGGUAUUCAUUGACCGAGUUUAUAAGACAAUUUGUAGGGAGGGACAGCAUUAAAAUAUACAGAGUAGAAAUAUUACAGUAUGUGUUUUAGGUCAUUGUAUGUAGAAACUUACCAUAGUAAAAUAAGGGACAAGUACACUCAAAAGUAUGUCAAUAUUUUCUUUUUUUCAUAUAUAUUUAAUUGAAAACAAGACUUAUUUUUGAAAAUUUUUGUAAGAUGUGAUAUUUUAAACUCAACACUUAAGAUGUUUUUUAAAAGCUCCGGUAUGUAUCUUUUGAGCUGAAAAAUCUUAAUUUGGAUUGUUAAUAUCAAAUCUCAGGAAAAGAAGGUUGUUAAAAUAUUUAAGUUUGAUGCCAAACAAGUUAAAGAAAUUCUGAAUUUAUCAAUCCAGUUCUUUAUAAAAUCAGUCCAGGGGUUACUUUUAAACAAUUCAACAUUUUCAAUGAAAUAUAUAGUGAAAAAAAUGACAUACUUUUGGCACCUGGGUGUUUUAAUUUAAGAAUAAAGGAACAAAACCAGAACACAAAACCACAGUUAAGUUAGCUUAACCGAUUCUCUUGCUUUCAUUCAUCAGACUAUGGCUUUUGCAUGUUGUAUUCAGUUGCACUGUUUAUGAUAAACAUAGAACAGAAAUCAGGACAGACUGACUGCUACUUAUAAUGCACACUGGCAAUCUUUCCUUUAUACAUAUGCUUACAUUGAGUGCUUAUGUUUUCAUAAGAUAAGGUAAAAAUUUGUUUGGCAAAAAGUGAACUAUUUUUCCAAAAAAUUUUUUAUAUAUA
Messenger RNA from Magallana angulata, 4344 nucleotides. RefSeq lists its product as uncharacterized. The record is from RefSeq and is a predicted model, not a curated record. The coding region runs from base 159 to 1631 and encodes 490 amino acids. NCBI's taxonomy places the organism in Eukaryota, Metazoa, Mollusca, Bivalvia, Ostreida, Ostreidae. The transcript has 4 exons.